This is a messenger RNA of Rattus rattus (black rat), 2041 nucleotides long. It is a transcript of the gene Pmepa1, whose product is annotated as prostate transmembrane protein, androgen induced 1. Gene Ontology annotation, molecular function: R-SMAD binding. Gene Ontology annotation, biological process: negative regulation of transforming growth factor beta receptor signaling pathway. NCBI's taxonomy places the organism in Eukaryota, Metazoa, Chordata, Mammalia, Rodentia, Muridae. Gene Ontology annotation, cellular component: Golgi membrane; early endosome membrane. The transcript is spliced from 4 exons. The record is from RefSeq and is a predicted model, not a curated record. The coding region runs from base 83 to 991 and encodes 302 amino acids.
GCUCCCUGCUCGGCGGCCGGGGGACCCAGCUCGCCCUGGGGACCUCGGCGGCGCCCCGAGCCCGCGCCGCGCUGCUCGCUGUAUGCGGGGCCCGAGCCCCGCGCGCCGGCCGGAGCCGCCCCGCGCCCCGCGCCUCGCGCCCCGCGCCGCCCGUGACCGCUUGAUGGGGUCAACGGCACCGCCGCCGCCGCCGCCAGGGCAGCCCAAUGUCUCCUGCGCGUGCAACUGCCAGCGCUCUUUGUUCCCCAGCAUGGAGAUCACGGAGCUGGAGUUCGUGCAGAUCGUGGUCAUCGUGGUCGUGAUGAUGGUGAUGGUGGUGAUGAUCACGUGCCUGCUGAGCCACUACAAGCUGUCAGCCCGCUCCUUCAUCAGCCGACACAGCCAGGCCCGGAGGAGAGACGACGGAGGACUGUCCUCGGAAGGAUGCCUCUGGCCCUCGGAGAGCACGGUGUCAGGCGGAAUGCCGGAGCCACAGGUCUAUGCCCCACCUCGGCCCACUGACCGCCUCGCUGUGCCCCCCUUCGUCCAGCGGAGCCGUUUCCAGCCCACCUACCCCUACCUGCAGCACGAAAUUGCCCUGCCACCCACCAUCUCGCUGUCUGAUGGGGAGGAGCCCCCACCCUACCAGGGCCCCUGCACCCUCCAGUUACGGGACCCGGAGCAACAGCUGGAGCUGAACCGAGAGUCUGUGCGCGCGCCCCCGAACCGGACCAUCUUCGACAGUGACCUCAUAGACAGCAGCAUGCUGGGGGGCCCCUGUCCCCCCAGCAGUAACUCCGGCAUCAGCGCUACCUGCUAUAGCAGCGGCGGGCGCAUGGAGGGGCCUCCUCCCACCUACAGUGAGGUCAUUGGUCACUACCCCGGCUCCUCCUUCCAGCACCAGCAAAGUAAUGGGCAGUCCUCCCUGCUAGAGGGGACCCGGCUCCAUCACCCUCACAUUGCCCCACUGGAGAACAAGGAGAAGGAGAAACAGAAAGGUCACCCCCUCUAGGAGUGGGGGCCCGGGCACCUCUAGGCAAAACCGCAAAAAAAAAAAAAAAAAACACUCCGCACUUCUUAAGAGAGAAGAGAGGAAGGCAGGGGACACACAGGCUGUAAGGCGUGUGCUAGUUCUCCGGUCUGUGUAUAAAUAUUUACAUGUUCUGUGUGGUCUGAAUGCAGAAGCUCAGAAAGCUUGCAAAAAAAAAAAAAGAAAGAAAGAAAGAAAAAAAAAAAAAAUGAAAGAAAGAAAGAAAAUGAAAAAGAUACCAUGUUUCUUUGUUGAGCCGUGUCUUGGAGGCAAAAGAGAAAAUGCUCCACCAGUCUUUUCUUCGUUGUUCUUAGUUGAGCUCUGUGCGUGAAUGCUUAACUCCUUUUGUUUAUGAAGGUUUUACUUAACUUUAAAGACAUAUUUGCACAAAACCUUUGUUUAAGAUCUGCAAUAUUAUAUAUAUAUAUAAAUAUAUAUAAAAUAAGAGACUGUAUGUGGGAGAGCAGGAGUAUUUUUGUAUUAGAAGAGGCCUAUUCAAAAAAAAAAAAAGUUGUUUUCUGAACUAGAAGAGAAAAAAAAAUGGCAAUUUUUUGAGUGCCAACUCUGAAAGUGUGUAUUACCUUGUAAAGAAAAAAAGACCCUACAAAGCAGGGGUUUAGAGCUAUUUAUAUAAAUGUUGAUAUUUUGCACUAUUUUUUAAUAUAAUAUAUCAGUGCUUGUUUGAUGGAAACGUCUAGAGAGUGUGUUGAGACUUGGAGAAAUGUUGAGUUUCAGUCUGAACAGAGCAGCGGGGCGGGGGGGGUGUCCCCCCACUCCCCCCCACCCCACCCCGGGGCUCAGAGGACCCCCCCCACUGUGCAGGAAAGCCAGGCUCCCCAGGGCCACGCUCCUGCAAGCCAAUGGAUGCUUCUGUCCAGACAGGCUGUGAACAGUUACACAUUCCCUGCCGAAGGGGACCCAUGUCGUCGUCCCUCUGGGUUACAGCUGAGACAGGACCGCCGGCCCCCGCCCCCUCCCCACGGAGGCACCCAGUUCCUUUCCCAAUAUGAAAAUAAACUGUUACUGAAGGAA